UUUAAGAUUUACCUAUGCGUCAGGUACAUUUACUUAUUAUGCAUACUGACACACUUAUCAAGAUAGGAGUCGCUUUCGAGAUGACAUACCGCGAUGAUAAAAUCUUCUAGUGCAGCUCAAAAGUAAUCAGAUUUUGACAUGUCUGCAAAUAAAAGGCUCGAGUGAUAAACCAACGAAAUGUUGAUAGUUAUUAUAUUCAUCUUAUAUAAAAUAAAUGGAAAUAUUUUAUCUGCAUGUGUGUAUAAUUAAGGUAUUUCUGUGGACAUAAUUUUAGUGCUUUUUCGUUGCGGAGAAUUAUCAAAGCGAUGGGAGUUAAAGACUUUUUCAGGGACCUUCUCUAUAUGAAGGAUAUUUUGGUCGUCGUGUUGACUCCAAUAAUUCUAAUACCCUUCCUGGUCGUCGGGGAUAGUUCUGAAGCAAAAUGUGCAUACUGUGUCAUCAUCAUGGCGAUCUUUUGGAUCACAGAGGCGCUUCCAAUUGCUGUGACGUCAUUACUUCCUGUGUUCCUUUUCCCAAUGGUCGGUCUGUUAACAGUGAAGGAGACUGCACAGCGAUAUAUCAAUGAUACAAACAUGCUGUUUAUUGGUGGUCUAAUUGUUGCAGCCGCUAUUGAACACUGGAACAUCCACAAACGUAUUGCCCUUCGAAUAUUGUUAUUGGUCGGAGCGGAAGCGCGAUGGAUAAUGCUGGGUCUGAUGGCUCCAACCUGGUUCCUGUCCAUGUGGAUCAGCAACACGGCAACUACCGCCAUGAUGGUCCCCAUAGCAAAUGCUAUUCUGUUGCAACUCAAAGACACGGAACAAAAGUUCAAGAAAGGAAUUGAUAACGAGGCAGUAGAAUUGGAAGAUGUUAACGUUUCAGAGAAGCCGCCGAUUGAAAAUGAAAAUGCGAGUAAUGGAAAUUUAAAGAAUGAAACAAAUCCUAAUGUGUACAUUGAAACUGAAAAGGACAAGACUAAAGUAAAUUUUGAUGACAUACCAGACAAUGUUUUAGAGGAUGAUGACGAUCCUGCAUUCAGACGCUUGUGUAAAUGUCUUACAUUAAGCAUAGCGUAUUCCGCAAACGUUGGAGGGAUAGGGAGUCUUACCGGAACAGGACCAAACCUCGUGAUGAAAGGGCAGCUUGACAUAGUAUACGAAAAGUACGAAAUUUCAGAAUCUCCAAUCACGUUUGCAAGCUGGAUGGGAUUCGGCGUUCCUUUGUCAUUUACACUUGUCAUUAUCGUCUGGAUUUGGCUGCAGUUCUUUUUCCUCAGAUGCAAAGGUUGUUGUCAAGAUAAGAACAGCGACAAAAGUAUCAGGGUGAAAGCCGUUAUUCGGACAGAGUAUGAAAAACUUGGACCUAUCAGUUUUGGACAGGGAGCUAUUAUGGGACACUUCAUAGUUUUAGCUAUUUUAUGGAUCACCCGAGAUAUGGGCGGAGAGUACGGCUGGGGUUCCCUUUUCCAAAAAGGAUACGUAAAAGAUGGAGUGCCAGCCAUAUUUAUAGCUACAAUGCUGUUUAUUUUUCCAUCGAAUUUGCCUCAAGUAUUUUGUCUGAGGCCAAAUGGUAAACGUGCUCCGCUGAAACCUCUCAUGUCAUGGAAGGCAGCAGUGGAGAAGGUGCCUUGGGGAGUGGUGUUUCUCUUAGGGGGUGGAUUUGCAAUGGCAUAUGCGUCGGAGAAAUCGGGUCUGUCAGCCUGGGUGGGUGAGAAGUUAACCGUCCUGGACUACCUGUCGCCAUGGGUACUGAAUCUAGUACUGUGUUACAUCGUAGCCGCAAUGACGGAGGUCACUAGCAACACUGCAACUUGCACUUUGAUGAUGCCGAUCCUUGCAAACUUGGCAGUGCAUCUGCAACAAAGUCCCAUAUAUUUGAUGUUCCCAACCGCCAUAGCAACGUCCUUCGCCUUUAUGUUGCCCGUGGCAACGCCGCCAAAUGCCGUUGUGUUCUCAUAUGGCUAUGUCCGAGUUAUUGAUAUGGUUAUGUCCGGUUUUAUACUGAAUAUCGUCUGCGUGCUUCUUCUGAUUGGCUUUUCGGAAUCACUCGGAGACAAACUGUUUGACUUCCAUAAUAUUCCAGCAGAAAUUUUAAAGACCUACAACAUAUCCUCAACGUGAUCCCAGUACAGUUUAUGCUUAAAGCACGGAUUUUACAGUGCAUGGAUUUUACAGUGCAAGUUUAUGCAGAAAACAUGGAUUUUUCUGUGCAUGUAUUUUACUGUGCAAGUCUGUUUUAUAAAGUACAGAUUCCAAUGCACAAGUUAUAGCUAAAAGCACGGAUUUUACAGUGCAAGUUUAUGCUGAAAACAUGGAUUUUUCUUAGCAUAUCUAUUUGAUAAAGAGUAUAUUCUGCAGUGUGAGUAUAGUUUAAAAGCAUGGAUUUUUUACAGCGUUUUUACAGUCAAAAUCCAUAGAUUUUACAAAAUUUUAUGUUAGUUUAUUCAUAAAGCAUGGAUUUACGUUGAAUGCUUAUGUUUAAAGCAAGGGUUUUCCGUGCAUAUCUGUUUAAUAAAAUUUAAUCAUAUAUUUAAAUGCGGAAAAAUGUUCAAUCUGCAUAGAUUUUACAUUGCAACUUUAUUCAAAAAGCAUGAAUUCCACAGUUCAAGUUUAUGACGAAAGCGUAGAUUUAACAUUGCAAGCUUAUUCGUAAAGAAUAGAAGUAACAGAGCACAUUUAUCAAGAUGUUCUACGAUUUAAAUGUUAAAGGAGAUGUAAUUAUAAACAGUCUGUAUUUUUACUUAUUCUUUAAUUUGAAUUAUAUGAAACAGUUAUAUAUUUUUCAAAAAAAAUAGUUAGAUGUUAUGUUCUAACAAAAGUAAGGUUGUGAAAAUAGCAGGUCAAAUACUGUGAAAUCAUUUUGUAUAUUCGUUGGGACUAAUUUCCGUGGUUGAGCCAGUCCACUAAAUUAAAUCCCAACAAUCAAGCCCAA
Molecule: messenger RNA, 2910 nt
Organism: Mercenaria mercenaria
Lineage: Eukaryota; Metazoa; Mollusca; Bivalvia; Venerida; Veneridae
Product: Na(+)/citrate cotransporter-like
Exons: 14
Coding region: 306-2099 (597 amino acids)
Biological process (GO): monoatomic anion transmembrane transport
Cellular component (GO): membrane
Molecular function (GO): transmembrane transporter activity
Source: RefSeq, a predicted model, not a curated record